CCGGCUGCCGCGGGCUGCUGGCGGCAGGGGAGCGGUUCGGGCGUGGAGGUGCUGGAGGCAGUCCCGGGAAGGGUCUGGAGAACAAGUCUUGGCAAGGAGCGUCGGUGGGAGCUGGGGUUGUGUAGGAAAGGAGGGAGGAAAGGAGGCUUAUCGCUCUCCGCGAGCAUCGUCCUUGGAGCGACCUGGAAGACGUGGAGGUGUGGUGCUCGGCUGCAUGGCGUCGUGGUGAACUUGGAAUUCCAAGGCUGGUGGUUGGACUCGAUGAACUUAAAGAUUUCCAGCUCAGGAUCAGUGUGCUUGUGCUGAUUUUCUGAUGAAGUACAUCCUGGUAACUGGUGGUGUCAUCUCGGGCAUUGGGAAAGGGAUCAUUGCAAGCAGCAUAGGCACCAUACUAAAAUCAUGUGGUCUACGUGUCACUGCAAUCAAAAUUGAUCCGUACAUAAACAUAGAUGCUGGAACCUUUUCACCAUAUGAACAUGGUGAAGUUUUUGUAUUGAAUGAUGGUGGAGAAGUUGACUUAGAUUUGGGAAAUUAUGAGAGGUUUUUGGACAUCAGUCUCUAUAAAGAUAACAACAUCACCACUGGAAAGAUAUAUCAGCAUGUCAUUAACAAAGAAAGACAUGGUGAUUACCUCGGAAAAACUGUUCAAGUUGUACCACACAUCACUGAUGCAGUUCAGGAAUGGGUAAUGAAUCAGGCAAAAGUUCCAGUGGAUGAUGACAGAAAAGAGCCACAAAUUUGUGUAAUUGAGCUGGGUGGAACCAUUGGAGAUAUUGAAGGAAUGCCAUUUAUUGAAGCCUUUAGACAGUUUCAGUUCAAAGCAAAAAGAGAGAACUUCUGUAAUAUCCAUGUUAGUCUAGUACCACAGCCUAAUGCUACGGGCGAACAGAAGACAAAACCAACACAGAACAGUGUUCGAGCACUGAGAGGCCUAGGCUUGUCUCCAGAUUUGAUUGUCUGCAGAAGUGCAAAACCUAUAGAAAUGGCAGUAAAGGAAAAGAUUUCCAUGUUUUGCCAUGUGGAGCCUGAGCAGGUGAUAUUUAUCCAUGAUGUUUCUUCUACUUACCGAGUACCAAUCCUGUUGGAGGAGCAAGGCAUCAUUAAGUAUUUUAAGCAGAGGUUAAACCUACCUAUUGAUGACCAGCCAAGUGAUCUUCUAAUGAAAUGGAAGAAAAUGGCCGACAGGUAUGAAAGGUUGCUGAAGGUGUGUUCCAUAGCUCUCGUUGGCAAGUACACAAAGCUAAGUGAUUGCUAUGCAUCUGUUUUCAAGGCUCUGGAACACUCUGCGCUGGCAAUUAAUCACAAACUCGAAUUAAUGUACAUAGAUUCAACAGAACUUGAACGUUCUACAGAAGCAGAGAACUCUGUGAAAUAUCACCAGGCAUGGCACAAACUAUGCAAAGCAGAUGGAAUUCUGGUCCCAGGAGGGUUUGGAAUUAGGGGAACAGAAGGUAAACUUCAAGCUAUCUCCUGGGCACGAACAAAGAAAAAACCUUUUCUUGGAGUUUGCCUGGGAAUGCAAUUAGCAGUUGUGGAAUUUGCAAGAAACUGUUUGAAUUGGAAAGAUGCAAAUUCUACAGAAUUUGACCCAGACACAAAAACCCCUGUUGUUAUUGACAUGCCAGAACACAAUCCUGGAGAUAUGGGUGGAACAAUGAGACUGGGGAAGAGGAGAACUGUUUUCAAAACAGAAAAUUCUGUUUUACGGAAACUUUAUGGUGAUGAAGUGUUUGUAGAGGAGCGACACAGGCAUCGAUAUGAGGUGAACCCAGAAUUGACUCACUGCUUUGAAGAGAAAGGUUUGAAAUUUGUUGGCCAUGAUACAGAAGGGAACAGAAUGGAAAUUAUUGAACUGGAGAAUCACCCAUAUUUUGUCGGAGUUCAGUUCCAUCCAGAGUUUUCCUCAAGACCUAUGAAACCUUCACCUCCUUACCUUGGACUGUUGCUAGCAGCAACUGGGACACUCGGUGCAUACCUGCAACGUGGAUGUAAAUUGUCUCCAAGUGACAGCUACAGUGACCUCAGUGAUGACAGCUCUCCAGAGAAAGAGUUUAAUCCAGAAACAAGCUGAAAAUGUUAUGUGAGAUCACAGAAAUGGAUGAUGCUAUUGAGAAAGUUGGGAACAGGACAAUAUUGAAUAGAAGAAAGUAGAAGAGUAAGCUGCUUAUGGUCCUCGUAGUGUCUCCUCCUAUACUGUUUUCAAUAAUUCUCUUUAGAGAGAUUAAAAACUGUUUUGUAUAAAUGCUGCUUCUCUAUAAAAAAGAUAAAAUGGUUGUGCACCUUAGCUGUUAAUCAUUAUUGAUCUUGUCCUGUAUUUCAGAAUGAUCUCAGGUGAAUAUGUAUUAAUUCACUAGUUCACACUGAUCUCAAUUUGAAGAAUGGGUUGAUUGUUUAAAGUUGGCCUUAGAACAGAAAGGUAAAAUGCAUUCAUUCUUGUGAAUGAGAGGGAAUGCACUAAAAAAAUUAAGGGAAAGCUGUAUUAUCUAUGAGCAGUACAGAUAUGUUUGAGGUUUUUUUCCCUGUUAAGUUUGUUAUAUAGAUAUAUUUUUUUACUUUUUUUGCUGCUCAAUAUGUACAAAUGAGAAAUAGUUGCUGUAUUUCAGCUCUUUGUGAUUAUAAUAAUUGAUGUUGGAUAAAAAUCUUUUCACCUCGGUUUUAUCGGUGAUUUCACUUUACAAAAGUUCAGGUUUAUUUGCUGUCUUUCUUCUGGAAGGCUGAUCAUACUGAACAUAAUUCUGACCUACAGAAUUACAGAAGUGAUGUUAGAAGGGAGUUCUGUAUUUAUAUUUUGUAUGAGAGAAAGUAAAUACACUCAUAUGUAAAAAAAUAAUUUCAGCACUAGUAUAAAAGUUUUAGAAGAACCCCUCAUAAACAUGAAGCAUAAUCUUGGCUUGAGCUGUUCAACACUGAGUUAGUGUCAAUUGUUUUCCCUCAUCCGGUGACCACUCCAUGGUCUUGGGGCUCCUUCCUCAGUAGGAUGGAGCAGUGUAUUUUAAUCUAGAAAACACAAGUUAUUCCACUGCAUGACAAGCACAGGCAGCCUCACAAACCCAGGGCUGCAACUUGAAUUGCUGAGACAGAUGAGGAAGGUGAGGGGUGCUGUACCAUGUUUCAGGCUGGAUGCUAUUAGCAAAGUGGCAUCAUCAGAUCUGUCACAGAAGCUGGAGCUAAGCUGUGUAACUGAUGGGUCCCACAUGCCUGCAGCACCCAUUCCUGUAAAGAAAACUUCUGAAUUUUGAACUUCAUGUUUCAUCUUGGUUUUGGGCAAAGAGACUUUUUUUAAUUCAUCAAAAGGUAAAAUACCUGUGCAAAAAUAAAUAGCAUCAUGUUCCUUAUUACAGUUUGGUAAAACAGUUAAGUUUGAGAGCUUUGCAUUGCUUUAGAAAAAUCUCAGGUUAUGCAGCCAAUUUAUCUCUUCACUAGAAGAAGCUGUAAUGGCAAUGAAAUUUAAACUGUGUUCCUAUAGCAGUGUUUUUCUAAAGUGGUUUGCAGAUGCGUGCCUUAGAAAUAGCAGGUAUUGACGGAAUUGGUGUCACUGUAUGUCUUCCCCAAUAAGAGACACUGGCCACUGGUUUGUGAAAGGUGAAGCCUUUCCUAAAAUUGUCUGUAAUGUGCAAAUGUAUUUUCAAAUCUAUUAAACUGUGUUAUUUGGAA
Molecule: messenger RNA, 3654 nt
Organism: Apus apus (common swift)
Lineage: Eukaryota; Metazoa; Chordata; Aves; Apodiformes; Apodidae
Gene: CTPS2
Product: CTP synthase 2
Exons: 19
Coding region: 314-2071 (585 amino acids)
Biological process (GO): CTP biosynthetic process; pyrimidine nucleobase biosynthetic process
Cellular component (GO): cytoophidium; cytoplasm
Molecular function (GO): identical protein binding; CTP synthase activity
Source: RefSeq, a predicted model, not a curated record